AUGACAACAAACGAAUACGCUAAUAAUUCUCAAAAUAAUUUUGAAAAUCGAGCAACACCACAAUCUCAAUCUCGUCGGGGAAUAUUUGUCUUUCCAAAUGGUGAUAAAUAUGAUGGAGAAUAUAUUGUCACAGAACAAGGAAAAAUACAACGACAAGGACAAGGAAAACAUAUCGGACAAGAUGGUUUAGUAUAUGAUGGACAAUGGAGAAAUGAUUUGAUGAACGGUCGAGGACUAUUGACACAUGAUGAUGGCUCUCAAUAUGAUGGUGAAUUUGUUGAUAAUUAUUUUCAAGGACAAGGCACAUAUUCAUGGACGGAUGGUGCCAAAUAUACAGGAAAAUUUGUCGGAUCAAAAGCAGAAGGCGAAGCAGAAUAUCAAGGACCACAAUUAGGUUUUGUUCCAUUUAUUGGUCAAGCAAAUGGACAAGAAGCCACACUAAGAUAUAAAAUUACAUCUUAG
Messenger RNA from Didymodactylos carnosus, 462 nucleotides. NCBI's taxonomy places the organism in Eukaryota, Metazoa, Rotifera, Eurotatoria, Philodinida, Philodinidae. The record is from the annotation of a GenBank genome assembly.